Messenger RNA from Crotalus tigris (Tiger rattlesnake), 1011 nucleotides. Its product is annotated as hepatic lectin-like. The transcript is spliced from 6 exons. Lineage: Eukaryota; Metazoa; Chordata; Lepidosauria; Squamata; Viperidae. The record is from RefSeq and is a predicted model, not a curated record. The coding region runs from base 6 to 632 and encodes 208 amino acids.
GCACAAUGAUUCCCAUCGAUGACUGCGAACAGCAAAUGAAAGAUCAAGAAUAUUUAACAGAAACCAGAACAAACAUGCCAGCAAGAACAAUUGACAGAUUUAUCCCACAAUGGAAAUGGACAUCUACUAUAAUUUAUGUGCUUCUGGCCAUUUCUUACCUGCUGAUCAUCAUAUUGUUCGGGCUUGUGGCAUCCCAGGAAAGGAGCAAGUGGGACCAACAUCUAGAAAACCUGUACCCAUGUGGAGCCAAAAGCAGAGAAUGGAAAUAUUUUGAUGGUGCAUGUUACUUCUUCUCCUUCACACAAGUUAUUUGGCACACAGCAAAGAGUAAGUGUGAAGAAGAGAAUUCAGAAUUGGUAGUCAUUACCAAUCAGUAUGAACAGAAUUUCCUUGAGACUGAAGCCAGGGGUCAGCGCUUCUGGAUUGGACUCAGUGAUCACAAUACUGAAGGGCAAUGGAGAUGGGUUGAUAACACAGACUACAGAACCAGCUUCAAGAAUUGGUUAGAAGGUGAACCCAAUGACAACAGCAAUAAUGAAGAUUGCGGCGAGCUCUAUGAGGCUGGAAAAUGGAACGAUGUAGCCUGUAAUACAAAAAAAUUUUAUGUGUGCAAAAAACCUUUGCCUCCCUGAAAAAUCAUGGGCGAAAAGAAUUGAAGGAGAAGGAAAUCACUUACUUUGGAAUCCCAAUUAUUCUGGAUUGCUGGAAUGAAACUGUAUAUUAACACACACACACACACACCAAAAAAAAAACAACAACAGCCAAAUCAAUACCCUCUUAUAGGAAAAAAAGAGAUCUUUAAAUUGGUUGGCAAAAAAACAAAAUUAUUUUCCAAUUUGAAAAAUAUUUGUCAAUGAGUUUGUUUCAAUUCUUAAGAAAGGCCUAUUCUAGAUCAAGAGUUGAGUUGUUGGAUUCCUAUAGGUGCUUCCAUCAUCUGCCAUAACAUGAAAACCCAUGUAUAUGUGGUGCCUCCGAUAUCAAAUAUAUUGCUCAUAUUUUCUUGACUGUCAA